AUUUUGUUUGUGGUUGUGGCCAGCUGGCUCAGGCUUUUUGUUAGAAGCCAGCGUUAUCUUUUAGUUGUUUUCAAAGUUUCUUUCGUAUUGGUAAGAAGGAAGGGCGGUGCGUUGUCCAAGGUUUCGGCCGGACUAGCGUAUCGUCCGUUCUUCCUAAACGCUAUUAUACCUGCUAAAUAGGUAAUUGCGACUUCCCACAAGUCCAACCUUGCUGGCGUUGAGUAAUUAAUUAUACGAGAUGACCCGUGGUAACCAGAGGGAUUUGGCUCGCGCCAAGAAUCAAAAGAAGCAGCAGGAAAUGCAAAAGAAAAAGAAUGCCAGUGAAAAAUCUGGCAUGUCUCUACAAGAGAGAAAACAUAGAGAUGCUGAACUAAUGAGAGAAAAGCAACGAAAAAAAGAAGAACAAGUAGCAGCAAAUGUAACUAACCAAAAACAAACUGCUAAUUAAAAAAAAAUGAAAUAUUCUUGACUGCUCCAUAUUAUGUUUAAUCACAUAACAUUUUGAGCUUGUUUGUUAAGAGCCGAAAUUGUUUACGUGAUAUAAGCAAUCCUAUAAAUUAGAAUAACAUUAAAAACUUGCAUUAAAGAGAGCCUAAUUUAAUUAUACUUAAACCCAAUAUAAAAUGUUAUUAUGUUAAAUGUUAAAGUUGGGAGUCUAGGAUUUCAAACAUGUAGGAUCUGAAAAACUGUUGUCUGUUGCUGUGAUUAAUAAAUCACAUUUACAGACACAUUGGAAAUAGAUUUGUCACAAUAAGUCUUAGCAUUUAUGCAAAUCUUAAUGUUAAUUUUGACUGAAUAGGUUUGUAUGUUUACUCAACUACCCAUUUUUGUACAAUAAAAUCUGAAAAGUA
This is a messenger RNA of Trichoplusia ni (cabbage looper), 851 nucleotides long. RefSeq names its product putative SERF-like protein. Gene Ontology annotation, cellular component: cytosol. The transcript is spliced from 3 exons. The coding region runs from base 239 to 448 and encodes 69 amino acids. NCBI's taxonomy places the organism in Eukaryota, Metazoa, Arthropoda, Insecta, Lepidoptera, Noctuidae. The record is from RefSeq and is a predicted model, not a curated record.